Fraxinus pennsylvanica is the source of this 324-nucleotide messenger RNA. The record is from the annotation of a GenBank genome assembly. Lineage: Eukaryota; Viridiplantae; Streptophyta; Magnoliopsida; Lamiales; Oleaceae.
AUGAUAUCGGACGUGUCGCAGUUAUCAGAACCAAUUGACAAUUUUGUUAAGAUGUGUAAGGAUAUGGCAGUGAUAAGAGCAGCUACUGCACAUUCAACUCCUUCUACCAGUGACUGCAUAAAGGUUCUAUACAGUAUGAAAGGAAUAGAAGAGGGAAGUUCAUUUUUCUGCAAUGUGCUAAACAUGUUUAAGGUCACUGAAAAUCGUGAAAUAUUUUUUGCGAUUAGAACUCCUAAGGAACGAAUGAAUUGGCUAAAUAAAUUAACAAAUCUGAGCCACAAACAAGGCGAGGAGAAACAAAGGGCUGAAAAGAUGAGAUUUUGA